GUGUAAUGGCCGCAUUAAGAAAACCUUCCGGGUUGAGACCUCCAAAAAUUGUUAGACCUCUGCAAUCUAUUUGCGGGAAUGAACAUGUGGAGCAACAGAAACCCGUAACUGAUAUCAAAGUGUUGAGGCGUUCCAGAUCAGCAACGGACUUGCUGUUAUUCGAAGAAAAGCACUCUGAUAAUCAAACUGCCACUAAAGCCAGUAGUAAAAUUUUUCUGCCAUUUAAAGGCUUAAGGCGUUCCAAAUCAGUAUGUGACUUGCGAAGCAUAGUUAGAAAACCAUUACAUGCUCCCAAAACCUUUAAACCAGAAAAUAUCAAAGAAAACUUAAAUAAGAAAAUUGUUACGCAAAAUGUAAAACAGAACCCUCGACUUGGUAUUGGUACUAAGACAAACAGCAAUAAGUUACCAUCUAAAAGGCCCUCUCCUGCUGGAUCAGUUGACAGUGGUCCUUCAAAACCAAAAAUAAUCAAGACAAACAAAAUUGCUAGCUGGGAUUACAAAGCAAGGUUUAAUCAGUUGCAGGAGAAAUAUAACUCUUUACAGGAAUCAACGAAAACUAUGAAAACUCAAUUGGCAGAAUCAGAACAUAUAAGAGAACAGUUUUCUACAUUGCAAAAACUUUACAAAGAUGCACAGGAACAAAUUAAACUUUUAAGUCAUGAUAAUGAGGCACAUAUCAAAGAAGUUAAAAGAGUAACUGACUUACUUUCUGAGUUAAAGGUGGCUCAUGAAAAGUUAUUGAAAGAGCAUGAAGAAUUAGCGGGGAUUGUAACUGAACUAAAGGAUGUUAAAUCUGAAAAGGAUCAAUUGACAAUUUCAUUAAAUCAAGCCAAAGAUCACAUUUAUAGCAUAGAGACAACUCUUCAAAAUAUGAAGCAAGAUUUGCAGAAUUAUCAAACCGAAAGAAGACGCCUGCAUAACACCAUUCAGGAUUUAAAGGGCAACAUAAGGGUUUUUUGUCGGGUAAGACCUCCCAUAAAUUCGGAAGAAAUGGAUAGUUUGCAGUGCCAAAUAAACAUUGAUCAAAACGUGCUGGAAAUUCGCAAAAGUCGCGAGAGCUUUAGCAAUAUUACAGGGAAAGUUCAGGAACAGCGUGGCGAGUUUACAUUCGAUAGGCUGUUUCCAUGCGACAGCACCCAGGAAGAGUUAUUUGAAGACUUGGCGCAGUUGGUGCAAUCUGCUCUGGACGGUUACGACAUUUGCGUUUUCGCGUAUGGGCAAACCGGUUCUGGUAAAACCUACACUAUGCAAGGCGGGGACAGUGCGCAUUCUCGAGGAGUAAUACCAAGAAGCAUUGACUUGAUUUUUGAGAGUAUCGAAGUAUUGAAAAGGUCGGGUUGGAAAUAUACAGUCCAUGCAAGCUUCCUCGAGAUUUAUAAUGAACAAAUUAGAGAUUUGUUAAACGCUAACAGCCAGCAGAAACUCGAUAUAUAUUUCAAUGAGGGUAAAGGUAUGACCGUGCAAAAUUUGUUUGUCAAACAAAUCUUUUCCGCUCAGGAACUAAACAGGUGUAUGGUAACCGCGCACAAAAACAGGGUAGUCGCGGUAACUAACUUUAAUGAGCACAGUAGCAGAUCGCAUGCUGUUACCAAAAUAUGCCUGGAAGGUAAAAAUUUCGCCAGCUGUAAGUUUUUCCAAAAGCUGUUUGUUUUUUUAGGUGUCUCUACUGAGCAAAAUCUAGUGCUUCGGGGCUCUAUUAAUUUGGUAGACUUGGCCGGAUCCGAGAGCGCGAGGGAUCCAGUUAACAAUGAUCGGUUAGCGGAAACAAAAAAUAUUAACAAAAGUCUGGCGACUCUUGGAGACGUAAUCGUCGCCCUCAAAGCCAAAAAUAAACACGUGCCUUACAGAAACUCUAAGUUGACAUAUUUGCUUCAGUCCUGUUUGGGCGGCAAUUCAAAGACCUUAAUGGUGGUGAAUAUCGCACCAUUUGAAGAAUGUUUUAAUGAAAGUAUAAGCUCGUUACGUUUCGCCGCCAAAGUGAAGGAUGUUAAAACAAAUUCCAAAAAAAACAAAACUGCAUUGAACACCUUAGCCCCCUCAAAGCGUUAGUUGUUAAUUUUAUUUUUUUUAUUCUAAUUAAACGUGUUUUUUAAUUUUGUGUUGCUAUGUAAUGGAUUAGAUUUUUGUUUCCCCUUGUAUACAUUUAUGAUUGUUAGUUUGUAUUUUAUUAAUAAAGUGCAACAGAAGACUACCAAAAAUGGGUAAUCAAAUAGUUUACAUAUUUAGUAGAUGUGGAAAUUUUAACUGUGGUUGCGAAGUGACAUCCUGCUGUGGAGUGUUGCCUAACUGCAAUUUUUUGAUUUAACCAGGAAAUUAUAAAAAAAUAGCAAAAUUUGUGGUUAUUUAAAACUACCCGGAAAACUCCGUUUCCAAUCCAAAAAAAUAUGCAGUAAUGAAAUUCAUAACUACUUAAUUUUUCAAUUCU
This is a messenger RNA of Cylas formicarius (sweet potato weevil), 2427 nucleotides long. Its product is annotated as protein claret segregational. The record is from RefSeq and is a predicted model, not a curated record. Gene Ontology annotation, biological process: microtubule-based movement. Bases 6 to 2051 code for a protein of 681 amino acids. Gene Ontology annotation, molecular function: microtubule motor activity; microtubule binding; ATP binding. NCBI's taxonomy places the organism in Eukaryota, Metazoa, Arthropoda, Insecta, Coleoptera, Brentidae. The transcript is spliced from 7 exons.